This is a messenger RNA of Lasiosphaeria miniovina, 384 nucleotides long. RefSeq lists its product as uncharacterized. The transcript has 3 exons. The record is from RefSeq and is a predicted model, not a curated record. Bases 1 to 384 code for a protein of 127 amino acids. Lineage: Eukaryota; Fungi; Ascomycota; Sordariomycetes; Sordariales; Lasiosphaeriaceae.
AUGGAUCCCCUGUCCAUCUCAACAGCCUGUCUCGCGCUGCUGGGUGGAAUCGGCAAGACGGCAUUCAUAGUGAUCGAUUUUGUCCGCGGCUAUCGGACAGCGCGCUCCGACUUGACCGCCCUGACCGGCGAGCUGACCCAGCUCCAGCCGGUGCUCGAGCUCAUCAAGGACGACACCGCCUCACAGGUCCUCGACAUCACCAAAAACUGCUUUUCUGUCAUGGAGAAGGUCGACACGGUCCUCGAAAACCACAAGGGCACGUUAGGCUCGGCAAAAUUGGUCGUGUUGGAUUCAGUCGUCUCAAUCCUCGAGCUCAUGGACAAGGUCAUGAGACUACGGGCCAUCAUCGGUGACAAAGAUAUCCCCUCUGCCUCCCGCGGCUAG